Toxotes jaculatrix (banded archerfish) is the source of this 3280-nucleotide messenger RNA. Its product is annotated as NACHT, LRR and PYD domains-containing protein 14-like. The transcript is spliced from 12 exons. The record is from RefSeq and is a predicted model, not a curated record. Gene Ontology annotation, molecular function: protein binding. Bases 50 to 3157 code for a protein of 1035 amino acids. Lineage: Eukaryota; Metazoa; Chordata; Actinopteri; Toxotidae.
AGGAGGAGGAAAACUGAAGGCUGAGGCAGGACUGACUGAAGUCCAGAAGAUGAGUGUUUGUGUGGAAGAAGAAGAGGACAGAGCAGAGUGUCCAGGAUCCAGCUGUCUGUCUAUGAAGAGAAAAAUAUCCAAACAGAGAGAUCCUCCAUACUUCAGUAAUGAACCUGGACCCUCAGACACAAAACCGCCUAAAGUCCAGAAAAUGAGUGUUUGUGUGGAGGAAAAGGAGGACAGAGCAGAGUCUCCAGGAUCCAGCUGUCUGUCUAUGAAGAGUGACUGGUCCAAACAGAGAGAUCCUCCAUACUUCAGUCAUGAACCUGGACCGUCAGACACAAAAGGUCAGGACCACAGGCUGAGAGCAGAGUCUCCAGGAUCCAGCUGUCUGUCUAUGAAGAGUGACUGGUCCAAACCGUUAAAUCCUCCAGCCUUCAGUCAUGAACCUGGACCCUCAGACACAAAAUUUUCAGCAGAUAGUGGUCUGCAGGAGGUUUUAGAUGAACAUAAGAUCAGUCUGAGGAGGAGAUGUGAACGUGUGACUGAAGGAACUGAUGGAACAGGAAGUGAAACCCUCCUCAACACGAUCUACACUGAGCUCUACAUCACAGAGGGACAGAGUGAAGAGGUUAAUACACAACCUGAGGUGAGGCAGAUGGAGACAGCUUCCAGGAUGGAGACCCCCCAUGACACUCCAAUCAAGUGCCACGAUAUCUUUAAAGCCUUACCUGAGCAACAGAGACGCAUCAGAGUCGUUCUGACGAACGGCGUCGCUGGCGUUGGAAAAACCUUCUCAGUGCAGAAGUUCACUCUGGACUGGGCAGAGGGCUCUGAAAACCAAGACGUCAGUCUGCUGGUUCUGCUUUCAUUCAGGGAGCUGAACCUGAUCAAAGAUGAGCAGUACAGUCUUCUCAUGCUGCUCCAUGUUUUCCAUCCAACAUUAAAGAAGGUCACAGCAGAGAAGCUCGCUGUCUGUAAAGUGUUGUUCAUCUUUGAUGGCCUGGAUGAAAGCAGACUUUCACUGGAUUUCAACAACAGGGAGGUCGUGUCUGAUGUCUCACAGAAGUCAUCUGUCAACGUGCUGCUGACAAACCUCAUCCAGGGGAAUCUGCUUCCCUUGGCUCUGGUCUGGAUAACUUCCCGACCUGCGGCAGCCAAUCAAAUCUCUCCUGCAUGUGUUGACAGGGUAACAGAAGUACGAGGCUUCACUGACGCCCAGAAGGAGGAGUACUUCAGGAGGAGAUCCAGUGAUGAAGAGCUGUCCAGAAGAAUCAUCUCACACAUCAAGACAUCCAGGAGCCUCCACAUCAUGUGUCAGAUCCCAGUCUUUUGCUGGAUCUCUGCUACAGUUCUGGAGCACAUGUUGACCACAGAGCAGACAGGAGAGCUGCCCAAGACCCUGACUGACCUGUACUCACACUUCCUGCUGGUUCAGACAAAGAGGAAGAAGCACAAGUAUGAUGAGGUACAUGAGACGAGUCCACAGGAACUGAUGAAAGCUGACAGGGAAGUUCUUCUGAAGCUGGGGAGGCUGGCGUUUGAACAUCUGGAGAAAGGAAACAUCAUGUUCUACCAAGAAGACCUGGAGAAGUGUGGUCUUGAUGUCACAGAGGCCUUGGUUUACUCAGGAGUUUGUACAGAGAUCUUUAAAAGAGAGAGUGUGAUCUUCCAGAAAACAGUCUACUGCUUUGUUCAUCUGAGCAUUCAGGAGUUUCUGGCUGCAGUCUACAUGUUCCACUGUUACACAGAGAGGGAGACAAGAGAGCUGAAGACUUUCCUGGGACAAGAUGACAGCCCAUCACUUGAUGUCCUCCUCAGUGAUGCCAUGGAGAAAUCCCUCCAAAGUAAAAAUGGCCACCUGGACCUGUUUGUUCGCUUCCUUCAUGGCCUGUCUCUGGAGUCCAACCAGAGACUCUUAGGAGGCCUUCUGGGUCAGACAGAGAACAGACCAGAAAUCAUCCAGAGAGCCAACAACAACCUGAAGGAGAUGAACACAGAUGAUAUCUCUCCUGACAGAAGCAUCAACAUCUUCCUCUGUCUGAUGGAGAUGAAGGACCGCUCAGUACAUCAGGAGAUCCAAGAGUUCCUGAAGUCAGAGAACAGAUCAGAAAAGAGACUCUCUGAGAUCCACUGUUCAGCUCUGGCCUAUGUUCUGCAGAUGUCAGAGGAGGUUCUGGAUGAGUUGGACGUGAAGAAGUACAACACAUCAGAGGAGGGACGACGGAGACUGAUCCCAGCUGUGGGGAACUGCAGAAAGGCUGUACUGAGUUCCUGCAGGUUGUCAGAGAUCAGCUGUGCUUCUCUGGCCUCAGCUCUGAAGUCCAACCCCUCCCAUCUGAGACACCUGGACCUGAGCUACAAUGAGCUGCAAGAUUCAGGAGUGAAGCUGCUGUGUGGUUUUCUGGAGAGUCCACACUGUAGACUGGAGACUCUGAGAUUGAGUUCCUGCAGUUUGUCAGAGAUCAGCUGUGCUUCUCUGGCCUCAGCUCUGAAGUCCAACCCCUCCCAUCUGAAACACCUGGACCUGAGUAACAACAACAAGCUGCAGGAUUCAGGAGUGAAGCUGCUGUGUGGUUUUCUGGAGAGUCCACACUGUAGACUGGAGACUCUGAGAUUGAGGUGCUGCAGUUUGUCAGAAAUCAGCUGUGCUUCUCUGGCCUCAGCUCUGAAGUCCAACCCCUCCCAUCUGAGACACCUGGACCUGAGUUACAACAAGCUGCAGGAUUCAGGAGUGAAGCUGCUGUGUGGUUCUCUGGAGAGUCCAUACUGUAGACUGGAGACCCUGAGAUUGAGUUUCUGCAGUUUGUCAGAGAUCAGCUGUGCUUCUCUGGCCUCAGCUCUGAAGUCCAACCCCUCCCAUCUGAGACAUCUGGAUUUCAGUGACAACAAGCUGCAGGAUUCAGGAGUGAAGCUGCUGUGUGGUUUUCUGGAGAGUCCACACUGUAGACUGGAGACUCUGAGAUUGAGUUUCUGCAGUUUGUCAGAGAUCAGCUGUGCUUCUCUGGCCUCAGCUCUGAAGUCCAACCCCUCCCAUCUGAGACACCUGUACCUGAGUGAAAACAAGCUGCAGGAUUCAGACCUGAAGGAUCUGUCUGAUCUUGUGAAGAGUCCAGACUGUAGACUGCAGACUCUGAGCUGGAGGGAGCGAGCUUUCCAAAUGUGAGAGUGAAGAGGACGGUGUGUGUGUUGAGAGAGGACGAGCUGUGUCCUGAUGAUCCAGAGAGGUUGAAGCAGCAGCAGUUUGUGUGUGUGUGUGUAGAGAGAGGCUCUGAUUGGUCCAUGUUAC